This is a messenger RNA of Micropterus dolomieu (smallmouth bass), 7108 nucleotides long. RefSeq names its product FHF complex subunit HOOK interacting protein 1A-like. NCBI's taxonomy places the organism in Eukaryota, Metazoa, Chordata, Actinopteri, Centrarchiformes, Centrarchidae. Bases 1701 to 5189 code for a protein of 1162 amino acids. The transcript has 19 exons. The record is from RefSeq and is a predicted model, not a curated record.
UUGCAUUUGUGAGCAUAAAUGGCCAAUGUAAUAUUUUUUACAACGUUGAACCAUUGUGUAAUAAUAUUUUGAGUGAUUAUCUCUGAAGAUUUAUAAAUUUGGUGUCAUGUAUCCGGGGCCUUUUUCUUGCAUUUUGUGCUCCUGGCAGCUUUAAACUUGAACUGAUAAGUCAUACCUAUAGCUGAGGUUGUUUUGAAUGAAAUGAUACCAUACGUUUGGGGGUCAGUUUAAUAGGUGCUGAACAAAAGCAAAAACUAAUGCAUAUAAAGUUGGCAAAAAUUAACCAAAAUGAAUCUAUUUUGUUACUCUUUAUACUUCAUUUCCUGUUUUACUAUUUUAGAGGGAAACAGGCUCUUGAAUCUGUAAUUGAAAGCAACUAAGUACUUUUACUUUUGUACUGUAGUUACUCCUAGUUUUACUGUGUACUUUUACUUAAGUAGCAUUUUGAAUGAAGGACCUUUACUAUAAUACAAUAUUUUUAAGGAAAUGAUGUAUAAUUCUUCCACCAGUAUUACUUUGCAGAUGAAGAUUUUCCAAGACAGAUAUUCAAUAAACUCAUGAAAUGUUAUGUUUUCCUUUACUUACGCAACUAGGCUAUAGUCAUAUAAACACUCCCUGAACCUACACUGUUAAAAUAUCAUUUACACAUUAACGCAAUGACAGUUUUGCUGUUUGAGGGAGGUGUUACUGCAAAUACUUCCAAAAUUAGUACAAACUACUACUUUAAGGUAUUGUUACUUGCAAUCACUUGCAACCAUAGACUGUAUAUAACGAAUACUUUUUCCACCAUUAAAUAUUAAUCAGUUUAAAUAAUAAUCAGUUGCAGUUUCAACAUGUUGCCACCAGAGUGCAGCACUGACACUUUGAUUACUUUGAUUUCGGUCCUCACCAAAUCUACACAUCUAAAACCAAAAAUGUGCAUGCAUGCGCACAAAAUACAUUCACAUUUCUCUAAAUACAUUUAUGUUUUUCCUGCAGAUGUGUAGGAAUGUGUUUGAAAACUAUAUGCUGUACCAAAGACAGAAAACAAAAUGCACAUAAAUCCAUGCAAACAACAAGACUUUUUAAACCAAAUAACAAGUUAAAUGUACUUUUUAACUCCACCAACUUAAACACCAAUGCAACCUUACGAAGUUUAAUUUUGUUUAUUUAUUUUAUUACCAAAUGACCCAAAUCAAUAUGAUUUGCUUGCUGCAAACGAGGUCAUGUUUUAAACCAGAUGAUGUGGUUGGUGGUUUACUGGGAUCCAGAUGACCUGCAUGUUCUCACAGCAGAUUAACGGCUCCUGUAACACCAGCAGUUAACCUGUGUUUCCACGGUGAUUAACGGAGCCUGGUUAACAGUAUCACUCAGCAGGGUGCAUACUGAGAUAACCUUUCCUUUAUAGGGCUCUGCAGGUCACAAUGUUCACAAUAUUGGGACUCAUCUCUUAUAGGCUAGCCCCUGUGACUAAGUAACAGCUGGACAUUAGACCGACAUUUCUUCCCCCCCUGACCAGCCGAGGACAACAGGCAGCGGGCUCUCUCGUCCAUGUCGUCGCAGCAGCUGCACAGAGGCCAGCAGCUGCCCACCAAGUCCAGGGAAAGGGCCUGAUCUUGGGCUGAGAGAGCCAACUAAUGUCCCUUGCUCCGUUCAUCAGACACCCACCAUCCCACACACUGAACUGGAUCAUGCCAUAGCCGCCUGACUGACAAUCAAAAAUGAUGGCCUCGGUGGUUGUCGGGGGCAACCGGAAGAAGUCUCUCACGUUAAGAGGGGUGGACCCCGAGACCUGCAUGAUCGUGUUUAAGAACCACUGGGCACAGGUAGUAAAGAUUCUGGAGAAACACGAGCCGGGUCGUAGCGGUACUGGUGCGUUGAGUUUCCUCUCUGGUCAUGCCAGUAGCAGCAGCUCCGGAGCAUUACGCCUCGGUCCCAUCCCGGCUGACGAGGCCAGCGCCGUCCAGAACUACGUGGAACACAUGCUCUUCCUGCUCAUGGAGGAAGAGGCGGGGCAAGGAGGAGCGAUGGGUACCAUCCUGGAGUUUGUGGUUCUGGAGGGUGUGAUGGAGAGGCUGUUUCUGUGGAGCCUGAGGAGACAGUUUACUGAGGACAUGAAGCUGGAGCAGCUCAGGAUGUACCAGAUGCUUCUAUCUCAGGCCAAGCAGCCCCUACUGCACCAUAAACCAGUUCUACGACCGCUCAUGAUGCUGCUGGCGUCCUGCGCUGGAGCGGGAACUGACAGCGGUAGUGUGGUGGAGGCGGAGCUGGUCCUCCUGUUGAACCAGCUGUGCGUGGCUCUGGUCAAAGAUCCCUCUGUGCUGGAACUGUUCUUCCACACCAGUGAGGACCAAGGAGCCGCCAACUUCCUGCUCUUUUCCCUGCUCAUACCGUACACGCACAGACAGGGUUCGGUUGGUCAACAGGCCAGAGAUGCUCUGCUGCUCAUCAUGUCUCUGUCGGCCUCAGAUCCCCGAGUCGCCCAGCACAUCGCCGAGAACACAUACUUCUGUCCUGUGCUGGCAACAGGUCUGUCUGGUUUGUACUCGUCUCUUCCAGCCAGGCUGCAGGUUUACAGUGAAGACUGGCACUGUCUGGACCAGGCUGACUGGCAGCAGGUUCCUGCACUCGUCCACUUCCUGCACUCACUGGACUUCUGUAGUGCUGUUACCAAGGUCGCUCAUCCCUCAAUCCGGUCUCAGUUGCUAGGUUACAUCUACAACGGCUUCCUGGUGCCUGUACUGGCUCCCGCUCUGCACAAGCUGACGGUGGAGGAGGUGAUGACCACCACAGCGUACCUGGAUCUCUUCCUGCGGUCCAUCCCUGAGCCCGCCCUCCUCCAGACCUUCCUGUCCUUCAUCCUGCUGCACACACACGACAACGUGCACAUCCUGGACACUCUGGUCAGCAGGGUCAACACACCUUUCCAGUUGGGUACGGUGUCACUGGCCCUGUUCAAGACUCUGAUUGGUCUCUUCUGUGAAGACGUCAUGUUGCAGCUGGUGUUCAGGUAUCUUAUCCCCUGCAGCCACCUGAGCAGGAAGCAGCGCUGCUCCCUAAAGCAGAGGGACUGUUACUCCUCCAGCGCCGCCUCCUUCCUGCUCCUCUUGCCCUCCUGGUGCCCUGGGAACAUUCACAACACUAACACACACUCAGAGCACAUCCACUGGUCCAAAGGAUCAGAUCUGUCAGUAUCGGACAGCGUUAGUUACUGUCGUGGUUCAGACUUUUUGAUGGAUGUAAACUAUCUACACUACCUCUGGGAUGCCCGCCAGGCCAUCUCCACUUCCUACAGGGCAUGUCGGCUCUGGUCGGCUCCGUAUGACGGGAUCAACCCUCUGCCUCAAGAAUACCGAUCUGACACACCAGGGGACGACAUAGAAGAUGAGGAAGAGAUUAUACCGCGAGUCAAGAGUGAUUCCAUCUGCUCUUUGGUCAUCACUCCACCCCCCUUGUCCCUCUCCCCCACCCUUUCCUCCUCAGAUACCAUCUCCACGGGCAACCGCACAGGAAGAGCCAGCUCUGCGCUGGAGCUGGAGUGGGAUGACAUUUUUGAAGAUGACGAUUCUUCUUUAUCAGCGGUGAUAAACACGGCACUAGCAAAUGGCAGCAUGACCAUGGAGGUCGACAGAUGCACUUCUACCCCUGCACUUCACCCUCUACCUCCUAGACACAUCCAAGAAAUGCGGCGCACUGCUACCAAGCUGGUGCACGGCUCGUACGUAGAGGAAUCUGAAUUUGAGGACGACGUUCUGGUCUACGAUCUCGUUGCGCAGAAAGACACAAAGGUGGCCAUUUUGGAGCGAAUCAUGGCAUCGAAUCGGCAGGCACGUGGAAGCAUCUCAAAUGGCCAACGACUGUCAAAAGCAGCUACGACAACAACAAUAACAACAAUGUUAACGACAACGGGGAGGACGGUAAUGGAAACAAUUAACAGUAUAAUGUCAACAAGGAGGAGGAGCGAGGAUGGAGGUAAAGAGGAAAGAAGAAGGAGUGAGGAUUAUGGGAAGGAGAUGAGGAGGAGGACUAGUGAGGACUGUGUAAAGGAGAUGGGGAGAAGUAAGGAGGAAGGAGACAAUGAGAUAAAGAGGCUGGAUGUACAAGGAGAGCCAAAGGGAAGUCAGUUUUUCACCAACGGCUUUAAUAAGAAUCACAUCAUCGAUGAAUGUGAUGAUAUUGGUGAAGACUACAAGCUGUUCAAGGACAACUGCAACCUGAGUGACUUCACAACUACUAUCAAUCACACACACCACAACACAAAGCAUCCCACGCAAUGUUUAGUGACAAAGGCUUUACCCAAUGGCCAUCUUGAAUUUGAGCCACAUGACCCUUUGAUGUCUGCAACUGAUGCCAAGCCUCCCAGUCUGCCUUGUAACAAAGUCACUAAUAAUGAUGACUUCCUGUCUCAAUACCACGAGCUCAUGCUCUCUUUGGGUGUGGAGCCAGACUGCGACGACAUCACAGAUGACAUCGGCACAUUCAGGAAGCGUGUCCGAGCUCUGAGGCAUAAACUGGAAGAGGAGGAGGGAGGAGAAGGUGAGGAAUUUUUAUUUAGCUCCUCGUGGGAUGAAGGAGACGGGGAAAAAGAGGAGGAGGCAAUGGACGAGGAAGAUGAAGGAGAGGAGAGGAGGAGCAGCAUUAAGAAAGGCAGCAGCAGGCACGGAGUUCCAUUUACAGGUCCGUUCAUCAGCGUCCUGUUGUCCCGGCUCGAGAACCUCCUGGAAAACUCCAUUGCUGUGAACCUGCUGGUGACGGGCAUCCUGGCCCAGCUGGCCUCAUACCCCCAGCCUCUUCUGAGAUCCUUCCUGCUCAGCACAGACACAAACAACCAGCCCAACAUACGCACACUUUACCAGGUGUUGGUGUCAGUGCAUGCUCAGAUAGAGCUCUACGUGGCAGCCAGACCAGACUAUCCUGCCCUGGUCACUGAGGCCUGGCGGUUCUUGUUGGCUAAAGACCAGGACAGCAAGUUUAGAGAGUGCCUGCAGUCUCAGUGCGGCGACAUCAUCCUGGACCCAUCUCUUCCUAAUGGCUCUGUGAGGAACGCUCUGGCUUUGCCUCCUUUCAGUGUCUUGCCGCCUUGCCCUCCUAUUCCCCCACAAGCCAAGAGCCGAGUGUUCGCCAUCAUCCUGUUCGCCGAGUUCCUGAAAGAGCUGGCCGCCAUCGCUCAGGAGCACAGCAUCGCACUGGACUGUUCUGCCGAGGAGUAAAGGUAGAGUGUCGUUGGCGCAAACCACCAGUCCGGCUGUGAUAAUCUGCCUCAGAUAUAGCUGUUGAUGCACUUCUGAUCAGAGCACUGCAGAUAACGUAUCUAAGGAGCUGCUAAGUGGUCAUCAGACCAGACUGAAGGCUGCUGAAAGGUCUAAAAGUACAAGCACGAAACAUGCACAUACAUCACACAUGGAGCAGCAAUGUGUGAGUAAUGACUGUGUGUGUAGUAAUUAAAUGUUGUUUUUAUGCAUAUAUUUGUAUGUAAACUAUGUUUAUAUUCCUGGCAGCACUUGAAUAUUUCGAUGUUCUCCCCAUGGAUGAUAUUUAUAUGAAGAUGAGAAUUAUUUGAAGGAGAUUAUUUUGAAGAUAAAUCAAUGUUUUCUACAUAUUUUGUGAGAUUAUUGCAAAUAGUUUUCUAUGCUCUUUUUGGAAAUCUUUGCACUAAUGUGGAAAAAAUGAAUAUGAUUGGGAAUUUUAUUUCAGACCUUAUUUCUGUGGCGGUCAUUUUAAAUCAACCUUCUACUCAGGAUAGGAAACUUGAUGCAUAAACUAGAAGUAUCAAAAUAAAAGUAACUUAUAGUACUUUAUUCAAUUUAAUGUUCUGUUAAUAUUUCAAAGCAUUCAAAAAGUUUCUAGUUGACAAGAUAAGAAAAGCUGACUUUUAAUCUUGAAGUUCAAAUGUACUACACUGACAUCAGCAAUAUCACCAAGUGAUAGAAAUUUAAUGACUUAUUAAAUAAAAUAAACACUUUGUCGAUACAGAAGAUGGGUGAGUGGAAGCAGGGGGGCUAUCACCUGCUCAACUUAAUCCCAUUUUAAUUAUUUAUUUUGUUUUUAAAAGCCAUUUCCUUCUUUUUUUUCCCCCUCCAAAAUGUCUCAGUUUUGUUCAACAAUUAAAACAAUGUCACUGCUACUCAUACAAUUUCUUAAGACACAUUUAUAUAAAUUAUGAUUUUUUUUUUUCAAAUUAAUACAAAAAAGUAAUUACUUUUUUGUUUGCAUUUUAAACAAAACCAAACAAAACUGGAACCUCGGAGGGUUUAUCAAAGUGUGGCUCCACAUUUCUAUUUUUCUUUUUUAAUACAGCUGAAAUUGUCAUUUUUUAUGUAAUGCUGAAAAUGAUAAAGAUGAGUGACACACUUUAAAUCUGACUUAUAAGAGGAAGAGCCUCUGUGGUCAGUUGUGUCUUCCUGUUUAUAAAGUGUGCAAGUAUUUAUAUGCACAAUACAAACACACAGAAUAAUAACAAAGCCUUACUUUAACCUACGCUGACACUUUAGUGCAAGAAACCAAGACGCAAAAAUGAAAUGUCAUAUGCAAAUAUCAGAUCUUAAGUUAUUUAAUUAGCACUUCUAUCAACAUGUAUGUCAUUAUGUGUAAUGUAAAAUAUGUGAUUUUUGUUGACAUAUUUCUUUCAUGUUUUCCUUUUUUCACCUGAAAGAAGUGAAAGUAUUUGCUGCUCCUAAGGUGUUCACUUUGUGCUGCAUUCAGGUCAAGUGGUAGAAGAAGGUAAAUCUGAGUUCCUGGUUACAGAUAUCAUUCAGCUGAACUUUCAGGUUGCAAAUACAACAGAAAACACUGUUCUUCUUCACGGGGUAUUCAAACUAAUCUGAACUCAAAAAAAUGUAUCCAUGUAAUAGAAAAUGCUGUAAAUACACAUUACCAGCCUCUUUUCCUAAUACAAACUGUGUUACCAUGCAGACUUUGGGAUGGACCAAGCUGGGCAAACUACUGCUCUCAGUUCAGCCGGCUGUCCAUUUGCUGAACGUUGAUACUGCCACCUGCUGGAAUACUUUUCUUCUUUUUACUGUCUCUCAUUUCUCCUUUUAGAAUAAAUUAUUGCCAAAAUGAUGUGAAACAAAAUCUGAUUUUGACAAUCUAAUUUUGAGAUGGCCAUAAAAUAUCUUGCUGAAUGUUA